AUGAACUCAACGAGCCUUAACAAACCACCUGGAAGAAAACCAGAGUUCGACAUUUCGGAACUUCAUCCGGUUAGUAGUGGCCAAGAGGUUGCUACUCCGAUGCCUCAUCAGCAAGAUCGAGAAGACCAAACUCCGCCAAGGAGACGAACACAUACUGAAGCCCAGCUCGUGGCUCGUCAAUACCUACCGAAGGACUUACCUCCCUUCACGGGUAGCCCAGAAGAAUGGCCCGUGUUUUAUAGUAGCUACGAGAUCGGAAAUAAGGAAUGUGGAUUUUCCAAUGUGGAAAAUCUCCUUCGGUUACAACGCAGCUUAAGUGGUGAUGCUUUAGAAGCAGUACGAAGCAGUCUUCUAGUACCGGACAUGGUUCCACAUUUGAUGGAAACUCUGCGCAUGCUUUACGGCAGACCGGAAACGCUGAUCAGCUCUCUUCUGGUCAAAAUACGGAACACUCCAGCCCCAAGGGAGGGUAAGUUGGAAACGGUAAUUUCCUACGGGUUGGCGAUUCAAAAUUAUUGCAGUCACCUAGUGGCAGCAGGACUUGAAGCACAUCUGUCGAAUCAAACAUUGCUUCAAGAGUUUGUCGAGAAGCUUCCAUCAGACAUCAAGUAUAAGUGGGCAGAAUAUAUUGAAGCAGCUCCGGUAGUCGACCUGGGGUUGUUUGGAAAGUUCAUUUCCGGAGUAAUUCGCAAAGCAAGUGCAGUCACCGUCUACACAGCACCAGGAACUAACUAUAAGUCUUCGAAAGCAGAAGAAAAUAGGUCGCGAGGAGCUGGAGCAAAACCAAAGAAUUGUGCUCAUCAUAGCGACUACCGGUCAGGAGAAGGACCAAGUGAAGUUACAAUGACACAGCGCAGCGGAAGGGUUUGCUCGGUCUGCAAUGAAGGAAAUCACUGGGCAGAUAAGUGCGAUAAGUUUAACAAUAUUUCGGUUGACGAACGCUUGAAGAUGGUUCGCAUCUAUGGCUUGUGUAGAAGCUGUUUAAAGGCUCAUUCUCCGUGGCCAUGCCGCCGUCCAAAGGAAUGCACAUACGAAGGAUGCCGCAUACGUCAUCACCCUUUACUCCACUUUCCCUCGCCUCAAAGUCCACAAAGUCAACCAUCUCUCCCGCCUCCAAGUCCACAAAACCACCACAGGGUUAACUGUUCUGUUAUCUAUCGCAUUCUUCCAGUUACCAUAUACAAUCAAUCUAAAUCAGUUGAUACCUUUGCUCUGUUCGACGAAGCUUCGGAAGUGACGAUGAUAGAGACAAGUCUGGCGCAGAAACUGGAGUUGAAAGGCUUUCCAGACCCUUUACAUCUGAAGUGGACUGGAAAUGUAACCCGUGUUGAAGACAAUUCCCAGACAGUUCAAGUGGGAAUAUCGGAGAAGGGGAAAGGCAUGAAGUACGUCCUGAAGAAUGCACGAACCGUCGAUGCCUUGGAGCUUCCCGUCCAAUCGAUUGAUACAAAAAAACUGGUCGCAAACUACCAACAUCUAAAGGGGUUGCCUAUUCAAGAUUAUAGCUUUGCCCGACCACAGAUCUUGAUUGGGCUCGAAAAUGUUCAUUUAGCAACUCCACUCAAGGUGCGUGAAGGGUUUCAGGGCCACCCCAUCGCAACGAAAACACGGCUAGGGUGGUGCUUAUACGGAGGUGUUGUUGAUUCUAUCGAAAAGAGAUCCCAUCAUGUACUACAUAGUUGUUCUAUCAAAGAAGACCGUUUUCUUCAUGAUUUGGUGAAAGAUUACAUCAUGGUAGAUAACUUGGGGGUAGUAGGAAAUAUACCAACACUAGAGUCCCGAGAGGAUAAACAAGCCCGUGAAAUUUUAGAAUCUACAAGUCGACGUAUCCCCGGAGGAUUCGAAACCGGGUUGUUGUGGAAGAACGCGAAUGCUGCCUUCCCUGAUGGUUUUCCAAUGGCGGUCAAGCGUCUUCAAUGUUUUGAGAAAAGGAUCUAUAAAAAUCCUGAACUUGUACGCAAAGUGAAGGCACAAAUCGAAGAUUACUUGGUGAAAGGCUACGCCCACAAAACAACGGCUUCAGAAAUCGAGUCGGCAAACCCCAACAAAACUUGGUACUUGCCCCUAGGGUGUGUUUCAAAUCCCAAAAAACCUGAAAAGCUAAGAUUAAUUUGGGAUGCAUCAGCCCAAGUAAAAGACGUCUCAUUCAACUCGAUGAUACUUAAGGGACCGGACCUCCUAACACCACUACCGUCCGUUCUUUACAGGUUUCGAGCCAGAAGAAUCGCUAUAUGUGGCGACGUGAAAGAGAUGUUUCACCAAAUCAAAAUACGAAAAGAAGAUAGAUCAGCACAACGUUUCCUCUGGAGAGACAACCCCUCAGAUCCACCUUGCAUCUACACAAUGGACGUGGCAACGUUUGGGUCAGCCUGCUCGCCAUGCUCGGCUCAGUUUAUUAAAAACCUCAACGCCGAAGAAUUUAAACACCUGUUCCCAAUGGCUACUGAAGCUAUUAUUCAUGGAACCUACGUGGACGACUUCCUAGAUAGCAGAAAUACUGAAGAAGAAAUCAUCCGGCUGGUUUAA
Uranotaenia lowii is the source of this 2526-nucleotide messenger RNA. RefSeq lists its product as uncharacterized. Bases 1 to 2526 code for a protein of 841 amino acids. NCBI's taxonomy places the organism in Eukaryota, Metazoa, Arthropoda, Insecta, Diptera, Culicidae. The transcript has a single exon. The record is from RefSeq and is a predicted model, not a curated record.